Molecule: messenger RNA, 1006 nt
Organism: Diuraphis noxia (Russian wheat aphid)
Lineage: Eukaryota; Metazoa; Arthropoda; Insecta; Hemiptera; Aphididae
Gene: CCT4
Product: chaperonin containing TCP1 subunit 4
Biological process (GO): protein folding
Molecular function (GO): ATP binding; ATP-dependent protein folding chaperone; ATP hydrolysis activity
Source: RefSeq, a predicted model, not a curated record
AUGGAUUAUAAUGUGGUGGUUUCCGAUUACACUGCUAUGGAUCGUGUAUUACGCGAAGAACGUGCUUAUAUUUUGAACAUUGUUAAACAAAUUAAAAAAGCUGGUUGUAAUGUUCUAUUGAUUCAAAAGUCAAUAUUGCGUGAUGCAUUAUCUGAAUUGGCUAUACAUUUCUUAGACAAAAUAAAAUGUAUGGUUAUUAAUAAUAUAGAGCGAGAAGAUAUUGAUUAUGUCUGCAAGACAUUGAAUUGUAGACCAAUUGCAAGUCUUGAUCACUUUGUUGCUGAAAACCUUGUAUCAGCUGAUUUGGUAGAAGAUGUCAUGACUGGUAACAGUCAUUUUGUACAAAUUACUGGCAUCAACAACCCAGGUAGAACAGUUAGUAUUAUAGUGAGAGGUUCUAAUAAAUUGGUCUUGGAAGAAGCUGAACGGUCAAUUCACGAUGCAUUGUGUGUUAUCAGAUGUUUGGUAAAACACAGAGCAUUGUUAGCUGGAGGUGGUGCACCUGAAAUUGAAAUCAGUUUAAAAUUAGCUGAACUGGCAAGAUUAGUUACUGGAGUAGAUGCAUACUGUUAUAGAGCCUUUGCUCAAGCUUUAGAAGUCAUACCUUUAACAUUAGCUGAAAAUGCUGGUCUUAACCCCAUCACUACAGUUACUGAGUUACGUAAUAGACAUUCUCAAGGCGAAGUUACUGCGGGUAUUAAUGUCCGAAAGGGAGCAAUAACAAAUAUUCUAGAAGAAAAUGUUGUACAACCAUUGUUGGUAUCCAUUAGUGCCAUAACUUUGGCUUCAGAAACUGUACGCAGCAUUUUGAAAAUUGAUGACAUUGUAAAUACUAGAGGAUAUUAAAAGUUUCUACAUACUAAUUUCUCCGAUCCAGAGGAAAGACUGCACAUAUAAUAUAACUAACAUCCUAAUAAUCUAAUUGGAUCAAAAGUUAAAACUUUAAGCACAAGCUUAAUAAUUAAUAUGUUUGCUCUUUGUGCAAAUAUUUUUUUGUUGGAAAUUU